GCUAUUGGCCGACGGGGCCAAAAAAUAUGAUGCACGAGUGUGGAACGCGGAAAUACGAGCCUACGAGAAGCCUCAAACGCAUCAUUUCUCCUGUGUGCGUUAGUUACGACACAUUCUUGUCAUCCAAAUGUAAGAGGACACCGCUUCCUGGUGUGGACUAAUAAUAAUGGGCUGAUGAUAGAGAGAGGAGGUAGAAGUCCUCGAGUCGGGUAAGUCAUCGCUCCGAUCCGUGGUUGUGAUUUAGCAGAGUGCGGAAAUAGUGUGAGUGUAGCUGCUGUAAUAUUGUACCUUUUCGCCGGUUUUAAAACAGCAGAGAGGAGGUGAUGCUGGAAGGUAGAACUCAGUCUGAGGUCGAUACCACAGGAAAUGUGUUAUGUUAUCUUUCAAGAAAAGCAGUUUUAGUAUGAGUUACUGUUCAGCACGUAUGGAUGUCAGUGUUAUCAUCUGUCAAGACUUCUGCUGCUGUUUACUCCUUCCUCUAGUUUCUUUAGUUGUAACUUAAAGCUCAUGUGGGGAGUUUUUUCAUGUUUAUAAAAGAGCUUGAAAUUCACCCUGAUGUCUUUUUAUGGUACUCAUAAUCAAGCAAGAACAUCAGCAACAAGACUGGUUAUUUUUGUAUGAUGAUUUCAAUACCUGCGUGAGGAGUGUACCUGUGUGAACAGCCCUUGUUUCUACAAUAUUCACGGUAAAUGAUACAGUUGGGAGUCAAGUCAUCAGGAUGACUUUUUUUGUCAUCGCUUCAUAUGUCUAGGAAAACAAUUAGCAAAGACUGCAUUGUUCAAAGACGACAACAAAAAUGACACGUACUGAAAGUUCCUCAUAGGUGCUUUAAAUUCCAGAGCGAACAGCAGCUUCUUCAAUCAUGGUUUGAGAGCGGGACGACCAACAUUAGAAGUACUGAAUAAAAUCUAGUCUUUCCGAGAGACACCAUCAAUGACAAGCUCCAUCUUUUGAAUGCAGUGCUGUAGGACUUCCUUGUUCCUGGAGCUUUGAAAUCAUGUUUACUGGCAUAUUUACUGCGCUGUAAAUGUAAAAAUGUACUCAUAUUUAUAACAUCAGAGUUUUGAUGUUGCUCUUCAAACCUCAUCUCCUUGUGUACAAGCAGGAACAGAAGAGGCACCACAUCCAGCCGGAGGAAUGUCAGCCGUAAACAAAUCUGCAGAGGAUGACGGCUCCUUUUCGUCGAAGGUUAUCAACAUAGUGCUUAUCCUCCUGCUGCUGGAUCUGCUGGGAUUUACACUGAUCCUGCCUCUACUGCCUUCAAUUUUGGACCAUUAUGCACAAACAGGGGUAAACUGAGGUUUUGUUUUAGGGUUACAAAGUAUGUCCCACAAGAGAACAAUAAAAACACAGCUGUUAAAGACAAUAAAAAUGUUUUAAUUCUGUUCCCAUGGCGAGACAGUUGUAAAUCAGUGUCACAAGAGGAACCAGUGUUCAUUGUUUUAAGCUUUAGAUACUUUGCCACUUGAAAAUAUAUGUGCAUAUUUUCGAAUGGGGCAUGUCGGACGGAGGAUGUGCUGAAUUUGAUAUUUAAUACUCUCAGAACAAAGGAGGGCCUUGUCAAUGCCAUAAAAAACAUAAGGAACUCGUGUGUGAUUAGAUUAGAUUACAUUAGAUUAGACUGUGUGUUUGUGUGUCAAAGAGAGAGAGUAAUGGAGUCUUAGAGUGCUGACUCAUGCUGAAUUUACCUCUUUACUCCAGAUGUCUGAGUGUGAAGUUUGUGUCUGUUUUCCUUGUGUUGCAGGAUGUUGUCUAUGAGUCCCUGCAGGGUGUUGUGGACUGGUUCAGGGAUGCUGUGGGAAUUCCUAUGGAAAAGAAAUACAACACAGUCCUGUUUGGAGGUGAAGUAGGUUGAUUGCUUAAGUGGAGCUUUAUCUUUUUAUGACGCUGUGAUUCACACAUUUGCUGUGUUUGUCUUUCAGGUCUGAUCGGGUCGCUGUUUUCCCUGCUGCAGUUCCUGGCUUCUCCAAUAACAGGGGCUCUGUCAGACCAGCAUGGCAGGCGACCCCUUCUCCUUCUCACUACAGUAAGUAAAAUCUUACUUCACUUCACUGUUUUUGCAACAUCGAAACAUUCCAGUCAGAUUGUUCUUGCUGCAUUUGCUAAACUUCACUUGUUGUCCUUCAAAUCAUUCCUCCUGCGAAGCACAUGUACCUCCUGUGAGAAAUUAUGAAAGCCUCUAAUCCACACCAGAGGGUUUAAUUUGGUGUCUGUUUUUCUCCAGAUAGGCCUGAUGUCCUCCUACGCAGUCUGGGCAGUUUCCCAGAGUUUCUCCAUGUUCCUUUUGUUUCGAGUCAUCGGGGGCAUUUGUAAGGGGAACGUCAGUCUCUGCACUGCCAUCGUGGCUGACUUGCCCUGUCCAAAAGCAAGAAAUCGAGGAAUGGUGGGCAUUGGUUUGAUUCCAUAUCUACAUAGUUUUUCAAAUGUCUGUCUCUCUUUUUAGAUAUCCCUCCAAAUUCAGAUUAAAAUGAAUUCCCAUCUUAUCAGGCUCUGACCUUAAUAUUCUUUAACCUACAUUCAAUUCUACUAAUAAGACUCUGUGUAAAAACAGAAAAAAUAAACUUAUUUCUCCAUCUCUAGGCUAUGAUCGGCAUCGCCUUCUCUAUAGGCUUCACUGUGGGACCUCUGAUGGGUGCCUAUUUUGCUGUCAGCUCAAGAACAACAGGGAGCGUCUUCUAUCAAACUCCAGCACUACUUGCUUUGGCCUUCAGUGCUGCCGAUCUGCUCUUUAUCUGGCUCAUGCUGCCAGAGACACUCACAAAGGAUGUCAAGGUAAGAUAUGAUAACACUCAUGGUAAAAACUAGUAUGUUUUGUGGAGUGUACUCUCCUAAAACAUGUAUUUUUCACAGGAAUAUUCUAUGAACACUCAGACAUUCACUUUACAUAAGAAGAUUGGUAUCUCUCUGUAAAUCUGUUUCUUGAAUCUGAAGCCACUGCCUGCAGCUAGUCAUGAAAACCUGAACAAUGGAGAAAUGACAUGCCUAACAGUGGAAAGGACUUGUGUCGGUUUCUUGACCAGGAGCUGCAACUUCCUGGAGUCUUAACUGGUUGCCUAACAACUUCACAGUGAGGCAAUUUGGACCUUUUGUUGGGCUGAGGUUGGGCUGAAGCUUUGCUGAGGAUUACCUUGAGCUAAUAAUAAGAAUAAUGUAAAUAAUCCUUCUCUAGAAAAUACUGCAAAGUUAAGGGGAGAGUAAAGGAGCUAUCAAUCAAUGAAGUGUGUACCAGCACACACAGAAGAGGUCUUAUCAGGCAAUAUGGAAGAACUAUGGGUGUGUACAGCUGUUUGAACACACACAAACUUACACACAAAUGAUAGAGGGGCUGAUUAUCAGUACUCAAUGUUAUUGAAGGUAUUAUUUAAAAAAUCAUUUUGGAUUGGUUUCGUUUUGUUGGUUUUCCAACAGUCAAAAUAUGUUAAACUCCCCCUGCUGGCUGACUGCAGUAUAAGUCAUAAAGUCUGUCUCCUCCAUGUAAACAGAUGGGGCUUAAGUCAAACUUGAAAAUCAAAAUACAUGACAGAAAUGUUUUUCAAAUAUGGUCUUUGGCCUGAAAUGUAAUUAAAAGUUCACUUUUCUGAAAAGUUUAGUUUUAAUUUGUCAUCUCAUGCCAAAAAUAGGGUUUAAUGCCAGGAUUGACAUCUCUGUUGACAUGUGCAGUAGGCAGCACUGAUUAGUUAACAUCAUCACCAAUCAAUGGGUAAAGCUGGUCCUAAGUUUUAAAUUAUGUAGAAGUUACACCCAAGUUUGUUUGCCCUAAACAUAGACAAAUAGACCUUUUUUUCUUUUUCUUUCAUAGGCGUCAUCUUCAGGGUUUGGAGACUCCAAAGACCUUCUGAGUCCAAUAUCUUUGUUCCAUUUUUCAGCUGUUACCAGGACAAAAGAUCCUCCCUCUAAAGAAAGUAAGUGCUGCUUGUAAACCUGAAUUCUUGGCAGGAGCACCCAUGCACCCGUUUAACCCAUUUCUUCAGUAUGACUGAACUUUGGCACACUGAUCGAAGGUGGGGAUGUAUUUACAGGAAUGCAGAAACUUCAAGUGCUGGGCCUGGUUUAUUUCUGCUACCUUUUCCUGUUCUCUGGUCUGGAGUUCACUCUGAGUUUUUUGACUCACCAGCGCUUCCAGUUUACAAGGUGUGACUCACAGAUAAAGCUGUCUACUACAUGUUAAGGUAAACGUACCUGAAGAGCGGCCUUAUCACUUGACAGGUUUUUUUUUUUACUCUCACUAGUAUGCAGCAGGGGAAGAUGUUCUUCUUCAUUGGUGUCAUCAUGGCUUUAAUCCAAGGGGGUUAUGCUCGCAGAAUCAAACCCGGGCACCACAUCAAGGCUGUUCGUAUGGUAAGAGUGUCAAGGAUUUUCUUGGAUUUUACUCAUUAAAAAAAUAAAGAAAUGUUUUAUGCUCAAAUUUCUUCUGUGUUAAUCUGUGUUUGAUCAUUUUUAGGCAAUUGUAAUGUUGAUUCCAGCCUUUAUUCUCAUCGGACUCUCGUGGAAUAUGGCAAUGCUUUAUGCCGGGUUGGCCCUAUACUCAUUCGGUGAGCAUUAUACAUUAUAUUGAGCAAGACUGAACAUUUCACGGUACGCAGGAAUGUGCAAAGUUCGUUCAUCACAGUAAUGUAAAAAUGAACACAGUAAAUGAAAGUAAAAAUCAAAGCGAUAAUGAAUAAGAAACCGCUCAGAUAGAGACCUUUAUUCAUUCAUUUAUUUAUUUUAAUUUAAAAGGGACCAUGAGCAAAAUUAAACGUAAACAUUGUGAAAGGAUCCACUGCACCAAAGUCAGAAUAAAGCUAAUUUACAUCUGCAGUCCUGGAGGUGACAAUCAAAACAUCAUAUGGUUCAAAAAGACAUUUUUUCAGUAGAUGUGACUCUUUCUAUUCCUCUAAUUUCUUAAGUUAUGGUGCAAUCUGCAAGGGUUAGUUUGUGUAUCCUCACAUCAUAAAUCUGAACAUCAUGCAAUGCUUAAUUUCUUGUUUUAUUCCGAUGUAAAACCCUCAUAAAAGACCUUUUAAAAGAAGUGUGAACACAAUUUUUAACACUGUGUUUGUGUCAUUGUGCAGCCUUAAUUUAUCGUAACUCACCUCAAGCUUCAAUGAAAAAUGUUAAGCAAAACCCCGACAUGUAAUGCAUAGUAUGUAACUCUUGAGCUGGACAUAUAGAUCAGCGAUUAUUAAUAUUAUUUAUCAAUGUAAAAUGCUUUGUAUUCUGUGUUGUAUGUUUUUACAGCGGCUGCAAUAGUUGUUCCAUGUCUGUCUACACUUGUUUCUGACCACGGUGAGCUCCUUUACAACUACUUUUAAUGACCGUCUUGAUCAUCAUGUAACAUGCACACUUGUGCUGAUUAACCUCUUUGGAUGCUCCUCCAGGCUCUGCCAGUCAGAAAGGAACAGUGAUGGGGAUCCUGCGUAGUUUAGGAGCUCUGGCCAGAGCACUGGGACCAGUGGUGUCAUCUUCAAGUAAGAUAAACAGAUGACAGUAGUGACACCAAAUGCGGUUAAAUUCUGAUGCGCUUUGGAGAUGAAAACAAAAGAUGUUUGAGGUGACUGUUGUGUUUUCUUCACAGUUUACUGGAUAGCUGGAGCUCAGACCUGUUUCCUCCUCACAUCAGCUUCUUUCUUAAUCCCUCUGGCUCUGUUGGGAGCAGCUGGAAGGCUAAAGGAGGAGUGACAGACACAAAGACUUGAAUGAAAGCUGUUCAUGUUUUGUUGUUUUAAUGAUUGUCAUGGUGUUUACAACUGCUGGGAAAGGAAAGCACUGACUUUGUACUUUGACAAAAACUAUAGAGAUGUUUAUUGUCUGCGCUGUUUCUGCCAAGGACUAACACACUAAGCAAUAUAAAAGGAAAGGACUAUUCCACCAGAGCAACUUUGCUAAACAAAUGAGAAAUAAGUGAGCAUGAAGCUUUUAAAUGUGCUUAUCAAGACAAAUGCAACUGUGAAUUUCAUAGGUGUAGAUGGGUAAUGAAUCAAAUUUAUGCUUGUGAAACAUUCAUAUAGUUUUUUUAUGCAGUAUUUUAUCUAACUCUCAGAAUUUCUUUUUUAUAUACAGAGUUGCAUUUAUUUUAGAUCACUUAAAAAAAGUAAAUAUUGUAUUUUUUUGUGGUGAAAGAAUAAACAAGAAAAUUGACGCCCAUGUCUGGAAACAUUAUUUUUUUCUAGGUUUUUAUGAAGCGUUGAAAAAUGACUCGUAUUUAAUAAAGUACAAUCAUAAAUACGUG
Messenger RNA from Xyrichtys novacula (pearly razorfish), 6211 nucleotides. Lineage: Eukaryota; Metazoa; Chordata; Actinopteri; Labriformes; Labridae. The record is from the annotation of a GenBank genome assembly.